AUGGCCGACCGUCUAGAAACACCAAAUUCACGGCUGCCGCCAGCGAGGGCACGCAAGAAGAUGGAGGACCAAGCAGUCAUUCGCGAGCGAGACUUUUACCUGUACGUAUACUAUUCGCAGCGGCCCAAGCCAGACUUGUCUCUCAGCCGCCACCCUCACGCAGUCCCCAGUCCACGAAGUCCCCCCAACGCUGCCAGCGUCGCCCGCACCCCCCCGGAAGAGCGCCCACCACGAGCACCCGAAGACAAGGCCCUGACUGCCUUUGCCCAGCUGGGCGCCCUCCGCCUGAAUGCCCGACGAUGCCUGAUCUCCUUCUUCGACCGGCGCAACUGCUAUCUGCUGGCCGAGGCGACCAAGACACUAUGCCUGUACACGGGCGCUGCGGAGAAGAGCGAGGACAAGCUCUGCUGGGGCAGCACCAUCUUUCCCAAAGAGCAGAGCCUCUGCAAUUACACCGUCAACCUGCGCUGGGAGAACUCGUGCGUGCCAAUCGAAGCCUUUGGCAACCACCCGUCCUUGGUCGUGAAUGACCUGACCAAGGACACCCGCUUCAAGAACUACCCGUUUGUCGUCGGCCCCCCGUACUCGCGCUUCUACGCCGGCGUCCCCAUUCGCAGCCCCAGCGGACACAGCAUCGGAACGUACUGCGUCCUCGACGACACACCUCGCGAUGGACUGCAACCAGGAGAGCUGGAUUUUCUGAAGGACAUGGCCGGCACCGUCAUGCGCCAUCUAGAAAUGUCUAGGGCCACAGAAGACCAGCGCAGGGGCAAGAUCAUGGUCAAGAGCUUGGGAUCAUUCGCCGAGGGCAAGAGUGGGCUGGAGAACUGGUGGUCGGAUCCAUGGGAGUCCAACGAUCAGCCUACACCUCUGGGUGUGCCGGAUGUCAAUGCAGCACAGCAACAACAACAGCAGCAGCAGCAGCAUCGACCCCAUGUGACCAUUAAUAAUCCCGUGGACCACUCAAUCAGCAGCGGAGUGAACAGCGCCCAGUCCAGUGUACUCAGCGUCACGAGCCCGAAUGUUACCUCGCCAUCCAGUGUACAUCCUGCCAGCAAUGUCGUCACGCCAGCAACCGAAGCCAUGCCUGAGAUCCGACCAGAUGUGGUGACCAAGACCUCGACAUCCACCAUCAACGACCAGAAGGAUCGAAUUGCGCCUGAGUUAAGGGCUGCUUUCGGUCGGGCAGCCAACAUGAUCGUUGACGCAACCGAAGCCGAAGGCGCCGUCUUUUUCGAUGCCAAGAUCAGUACCUUUGGCGGACUUGUCGACGACGACUUCUCAGAGUCUCUACCCGAGCCUGACAAGCCUUGCAGCAUUCUGGGCGCGGCUCUUUGCAAGAGUAGCCGCGAACCUCACUCGCUGUCGACAACAGAAGCUUCAAUGUCCGAGAGCGUACUGCGCCACCUCCUGCGUUUGUAUCCACAUGGUCAAAUCUUCAAUCUAGACGACGAUGCUGGCUCGCCUCCCGUCAAUUCACCCUCUGACGGCGGCACUGGCGAUAUCGAGAUGUGCGACGGCUUUCCUUUCACCAUAUCUAAGAAAACCGAGUCAACGCGAAGUCUGGACGACGAGAACUACCUCCGGACUGUCUUCCCAAGCGCUCGAAGUCUAGUGCUCUACCCAUUGUGGGAUUCUCAUCGCGAUCGCUGGUUCGCUACUGCUUUUCAUCUGGACUUUCGGAUCCUAUGCGAAAAGUCCUCCCAUGUUGCUACCAUCGAGACUUGCGGGAAGACAUUGCUAGAGACCAUCAAUCACGUCCUCGAUUUUGCCAAGAUCAACAAUCUAACUCGGGGCGCAUCGAAGCGUCAGAAGAAGCGGACUCAGAGCACUAAGCACAUGAUUACGCCAGGCCAUGCUCAUACCAACGACAUCAUGACCUUGAUCAACGAUGUCGACAUGAGCGUUUUGACCGAGGAUGUGGUGGAGAGUGUUUUCGCAGGGUACACUUAUCAGCGGACCUCUGCGCAGAGUUAUGAAAUCUCCUCAAACAAGUCUGAGAAGCUCGCCAUCUCCGUUAUACUUGACAUCAACCCUUGCGACAACUACGUUUUUCGCACACAGCCGGGUGCUUGGCGGCGUGUCAUCAUGAAUUUGUUCGGCAACAGUUUGAAAUACACACCGGCCGGCUACAUCAAGGUUAAGCUGGAAGUGAAGCCGAUGCGGAGCAAAACGGAGGAGUGCUGCGAGUUCCGUUUCACUGUAACAGACUCAGGUAUUGGCAUGUCUGAGGACUAUGUUAACAAUCGGUUAUUCCAUUCCUUUGCUCAGGAGAACCCACUCAGCCAAGGCACUGGAUUAGGCUUAUCGAUCGUCAAACAGAUUGUUGAAUCUUUAGGUGGUGAGGUCGAGGUCAGGAGCGAGAGGGGCCGGGGCACAAAAUUCGCAGUCACAUGCCCACUGAAGAACUCGAGCAUGUCGCCAACCUUUUGUGCUACCGGAUCAGAGCAAGAGAAAGAGAAGCAACUGCGAGAGGUCACCAAGCGUACGAAGGGAAUGAAGGUGCGCUUCGUUGGGUUUGAUGAAGAAGAAGAAUACUUUGUGAAGAACCUAAAGAACAAGACGGCUACUAAAAUGUCACUAAAAGCGCUAGACGGUCUCUGUACCGACUGGUUCGGUAUGGAAAGAAGCGACAACAAUGAGUAUCCGGACCUAGUGGUGGCGACAGAGACUUGCGCAAAGUGGCUCCGAGCCCAGCAUAGCAAGGACCCUGCGACAGCUUCGACGGCGCCAGUCAUCGUCAUUUGCCAAGGGGCAGCAUCUGCACAGUCAACCACGGCGAUCACUGUACCUGGUAUCACUUUUGAGUGCAUCGGCCCAGCCCUGUUGGGCCUCAUAAAUUCGCAAAGGCUCUCUCAUCAUGCGACGGAGACUGAUAGUGCGCUACUCAAGGUCACUCAACUGAGCCUCAAGGAAGAAGCGAAUGAGAACAUGCAGCCACAAAGUUCUCGCGUCCACACUGAUGAUAUUGGUCCUCCCCGGCCGCCACUGUCUUCGGUCAGUAGUGCUCCCGAGGUCAGGUCCGUGGCUCCUGUAUCUCUGAAGAAGUCGAUAUACGCAAAACCGACACGAGCGCUCAACUGCCUCGCUGUCGAUGACAAUCCAAUCAACCUUCGUCUUUUGCGAACAUUUGUCGACAAGCUGGGUCAUCGACACGUUCUUGCUGUCAACGGUCUAGAGGCACUCGAAGCGUACAAAGCAGCUCAGACACCCGAACUCUCGGGCACUGGGCAUCCCCAUGCUGCUGACGAUCUCUCGCGCAUCGAUGUUGUGCUGAUGGAUAUCAAUAUGCCUGUCAUGGAUGGUCUCGAGGCGACGAGAGCAAUUCGCGCACACGAAAUCCGGAACAACCUCCCCAAAGUGACCAUCAUUGCGCUCACCGGCGUAGCGGACUCUGAAAUCCAACAAGAAGCAAACUUGAGCGGCAUCAACCUUUUUCUCAUCAAGCCCGUGCGUCUCGCAGACCUGGAAGUUAUUUUGAAAGGCGUCAUAACCGGACAAGACAAUGCGAACGCCGAAUUCAAGCUGGAGGAAGAGCAAAGCAUUGCAGAUGCCCAGGACGCGAAACUAGAUUCAGCCAAGUGUGUUGCCACAGUUGCGGAAAUAGAAGCUACAGCUGGUGCAGAACAGGUUGCACGUCUAUAUCCAAGCAUCACUACUCGAUGA
Molecule: messenger RNA, 3666 nt
Organism: Parastagonospora nodorum SN15
Lineage: Eukaryota; Fungi; Ascomycota; Dothideomycetes; Pleosporales; Phaeosphaeriaceae
Exons: 5
Coding region: 1-3666 (1221 amino acids)
Biological process (GO): phosphorylation; phosphorelay signal transduction system
Molecular function (GO): transferase activity, transferring phosphorus-containing groups
Source: RefSeq, a predicted model, not a curated record